AUGACCGAUAUCAAGAAGUUCGCGCUCGGCGACUUUAAGCUCCAGAACGGCGAAACCUUGUCCGGAGCAUGGCUCGCCUACAAAACGUUCGGCGACCCUGCACUCCCGGCCGUCGUCUACCCGACGUGGUUCUCCGGUGCCAUCGCGGACAAUGAGUGGCUGGUUGGAGACGACAAGACCCUCAACCCGUCAAAGUACUUCAUCGUCAUCCCUGCGCUCUUCGGCAACGGAGAGUCCAUCAGCCCGUCCAACUCGGACGUCAACCCGUUCCCCGAUGUCUCCUUCUACGACAACGUGCGUGCCCAAUACCAGUUGGUGACCAAGGAGCUCAAGAUCAAGCACCUGAGGGCAGUUCUGGGGUGGUCGAUGGGCGCGGCCCAGUCGUUCCAGUGGGCGACGCAGUAUCCCGACUUCAUGGACAUCUGCGUCCCUUUCUGCGGCGCCGCCAAGUGCGCUCUGCACAACCAAGUCUUUCUGGAAGGCGUCAAGUCGGCGCUCCUCGCUGCGAAGAAGAUCAGCUCGGCAGGGAGCACCAAGGGGCGAGCCACGGCGGCCGAAGACAAGUCCGUCCGAGUCUGGACCGACGAGGAGAAGCAGGUCGGCCUGAAGGCCUUUGGUCGCGGGUAUGCCGGCUGGGGCUUCUCCCAGGCCUUCUACCGACACGAGGUCUACAAGGAGCACUACCAGGCCAAGGACCUCGAGGAUUUCAUGCAGAACUUCUGGGAGAAGUGGGCUCUGAGCAAGGACCCCGAGAACCUCCUCGUCAUGCUCCACACGUGGCAGGACGCCGACGUGAGCAAGCAGGAGCCGUAUAAUGGCGACUUCAAGAAGGCCAUGGCGAGCAUCAAGGCCAAAACCUUGGUGUUGCCGUCCAAGACUGACCUCUACUUCCCGCCCGAGGAUUCCGAAAUUGAGGUCGACUGUAUGAGCGAGGGUGUCGGUGAACUGGCCGUCUUCCCGUCCAUCUGGGGACACUGGGCCGGAGGUCCGCCGGGCAACUUUGACGAUGUCAAGUGGCUGGACGACAAGCUAAAGGGGAUCUUCUCAGCUGCACCCCACAGAGAUGCCAAAGAGUUACCAAUUCGCUGA
Colletotrichum higginsianum IMI 349063 is the source of this 1089-nucleotide messenger RNA. Its product is annotated as Homoserine acetyltransferase family protein. Lineage: Eukaryota; Fungi; Ascomycota; Sordariomycetes; Glomerellales; Glomerellaceae. The record is from RefSeq and is a predicted model, not a curated record. The transcript has 2 exons. Gene Ontology annotation, molecular function: acyltransferase activity, transferring groups other than amino-acyl groups. Bases 1 to 1089 code for a protein of 362 amino acids. Gene Ontology annotation, biological process: biosynthetic process.